GUAAAGGGUCGACGCGUCGCCGACAUCCACAUCAGCGGCAGCUCGAGGCUUGGAUAGUUAUCCCAAUUUCCCGGCUUCUUAUCUACAUCUGGGGUCUGAGGCGAGAUGUCAAUGCAGAGGACUAUACAGAGUGACAACAGGUCCUCGCAUCUUGGCAUGUCUUCGAGGGGACAAACUUCGUGUAACCUAGCCACAUACAGGAACACAGAUAUGAAUGAGAGUAACAAAAAUGCAGAAGAAAUGCUUAAUAUCCACAAACAACUCCAAGAGGAAACAGAGAAUAUUGUUCGUUGGAAAGCCUCCACUGAGAUAAAAACCAAACAUUUGGAGCGGCAACUUCAGGAGGCCCGCAGUAUCAUUGAUGAUCAACGCCAUAACCUAAUGGACUUGCAACUGCAUUCAGAGCAUCUCUCACAAAGUUUGCUCAAAGAGCGUCAGGAACGAGAGCUAGUGAAUACGAAGGUAGCUCACACCCGUGAGAUUUUCUUGGCUUUACAAGAGCAAUAUGAGCAACUGCUGGAGACAACCAAGCUUCUAGAACAAGACAAAGACUGUCUUACCUCUGAACACAAGGAUAUUAUCAAGCAAUUAUAUUCCCUUCAACAUACAUCUCAAUCACAUCAAAACACUAUACAAAGUAUUAUUGCCAAAGCUCAAGAAGAUAUAUCUCGUCUGGAGAAAGUCAAGGAGGCUAUGCAAGAUCAGAUGUCUGUAAAAGAUCAAGAAUUAUUAGAACUUUCUGAAAAAAUCAGCCAUUUUCAAGAGACAGUGAAAAAUUUGACUGAAACUUUAAAUUCAACAGAAGCCAACCUCAAUACAACAGAAGUUGAGAAGACGUCAUUGGAGAUUCAAUUAGAAGAGGCUAGAGCUACAAUGACAAAAACUCAAGAAGAACUAAAAGAGAAAAUGGAACUUUUAGCAUGUCAAGCAGUUAAGUUUGAAAAUGAACUUAAUUGUGGGAAACUUAUGUAUGAGGAGAGUCAGAAAGAGUUUCAGGAAGCUGUAGACAAAAUUAAGUAUUUAAAAAAGACUAAUGACACUUUGGAAGGUGGGAAGAGUGAGCUUGCAGAUAAGGUAUCUGCGCUGACCAGUCGCAAGCAGGAAUUGGAGAAGGAAAUUGCAUACAAAACGGAAGCCAUUGAGGUUCUUGAGUGCUCGCAAUUCAAGAACCUUGAGGAGAUUAACCAGUUACAAGAGAGAGUUGCAGGUUUUUGUGUACAACUCUCAAAUAUACAGGAAGAAUGCAGGAAUUUGCAGUUGGAGAAGGAAAACUUGUUAAGUGAACUUGAAACAAGCAAGAAAGGUCUGACCAAUGAAGAACAACAUGUGAAACAGCUGGAGGAACAGAUGAGGUCACUGAAGGAGACUAUGGAACACUGUCACCAGUUAAAUGGCCAAAUUGAAGAGGAGAAGAAAACUUUUGAAACACAAAAUCAAGAGUUAAAUGAAACUGUCAAGCUUUUAAGGGAUAAGCUUUUGGCUAUGGAGGAAACUGUUUCGGAAUUGCAGACAACUAUUUCAUCAGCCGAAGAAAAUGAAGCAACAAUGAAAGAGCAAAUAUUACACAUAGAAAAUCUGCAUAAAAAUUCCAGCUUGGAGCUUUUGGCGAAGACUGAAAAAUGUGAAGAUUUAGCACAAACAGUUAAGGAACUUAAGGCAGAGAUAAAGAAACUGGAAAAAGAGUUAAAAUUAAAAACAAAGAAUGUGUCCCAAGAAAGCAAAGUGAAGAAGAAACAUGAACAGAAAAUAGCAUCCCUGAUGAAAGAAAUUAAAACUCUUACGGAGGCUGUCAUUGCCUUGGAAAGCAAAUUAAAAGGCCAGAAGGCAUUACUCGCAACGAUGGAGAAUAAAACGACUACCCAAGACAAACAACUGAGUGAGAGCACGAAAGAUGUGAAAGAUCUCAAACUGUUAUUAGAUAGGUCUAUUUGUGAGAACCAGGAGCUCCAGUACAAACUAGAGGCUAAAACUGAGUCACUAGAAGCAUAUCAGAAAAUCACCAAGGCCGACAUAGAGAGACUUCAGGAUGACCUAUUUCAGAAGGAGGAGGAAUUGAAUCGCUCUUUGCUUGCUCAUGAGCAAGAACUAAAGAAGGUUCAAGAUGAACUUGAUAAGACAAAAGAAGUAUUAAAUAAUUCUUCAGUUCAUGAGCAAGAGUUUAAAGAUAAUGCUGAUAAUCUCUUGACCCAGAUAGCAAAUAUGGAGUUGGCUCACAAGAAAGAAAAGGAAAGCUUGAAAGGUGAAGUUGAAGCUGCACUCCAAGAGAAGAACCAAGCACAAGAAGAGGCAAGUCUUGCUCUUAAGGAAAGAUCGCAUGCAAUACUUGAAUCUGACAAGAAAGUCAACGAAAUGCUUGGUCUUCUGGAUAGAUACAAAGAGGAUAAGGAAACAAAGCUAAAGGAAUUUGAAGAGCGGCUACAAAACAGCCAAGCUCUCGUUACACAACUGACAUCAGAAAAGGAGAGUUUGAUGGCUGAAGUAAGUGCUCUGAAGGCCGAUGCUGAAGAACUAAGAAUGGAGAUUAUCAGCCUCCAGGGAACAACAAAGAGUAUGCCCAUAAAGGCUGAUGAAACAGUGUUCAAAACACCAAGCCCGGCACAAUAUUUGCGUUCUAUGCCAACUUUUGCCGAACCUUUAAAACCAAAAUCACCUUGUGUGCAGAAGACAGAAGAGCCUCCGUCUGAACAGAUGCAGUCACAAGCGCCUGGAAUACUUAAGACUGGACGACGCAUGCUCUUACCUCCGGAAAACAAGAAACGUGUCGUGUUCCUAGCUUCAACUGGUAAUGGUGAAGCCUCUGGGGAUUCUAGCUCGGACGCUUAUAAUUUUGAGGCUGCUGACAGUGAUGACCCGUUUGAGGAAAUGAAACGAACAGGGAGGAAUUUAUCUUCUAUUAGAGUUGGUAAAAUUCCUAAAGCUAAUAUUGCCCCAAUAAUUCGCUCAGUCAGCACACCGGGAUUUCACAAUAAUCAGACACCUGCUAUACAUAACAGGAAUGCAACUUCGUCCUUCUUUGGGAGUCUGAAGAGAAAGGGUGUUGGAGAAUUAUCUCACAAGAAGAAAAAGGCAAAACGAGAUAUUCCGAAGCACACCAUCAAGACCUACAGUGGCCUGAGCCCGAAACAAAAAACCACAGCCCCGAGCACCUCAUCAGUGCCUGUCGGUAGGGAAUGGACGGAACAGUAGCAGGAUUUACACGUGUGUGAUCAUUUGAUUUCUUAAGAUUUGUGUUUCAAAAUAUAAGGUACACACACACACACACAGUCACUUGAUUUCUUAGGAAUUUUGUGUUAAAAUUGCAUAACAUACACAUGUGAUCACUUUAUUUCUUAGGAUUUGUGUAUUAAAAUUUAAUAAUGUACAGACAUGAUUAUUUGAUUUCUAAAGAUUUGUGUGUUAACAUUGGUUAAUGAUGUAGUUCUAAUGAAACAUACGUAAAACAAUGUACAUAACAUAAUGGAAUUCUUAUACUGUAUUUAUAUAAGUCUGAGCAUAAUCUUUGUUCACUGAUUUAUGACUGUGGCAGACCACAGUAGUGUCAUGC
Messenger RNA from Procambarus clarkii (red swamp crayfish), 3544 nucleotides. The record is from RefSeq and is a predicted model, not a curated record. Lineage: Eukaryota; Metazoa; Arthropoda; Malacostraca; Decapoda; Cambaridae.